Molecule: messenger RNA, 896 nt
Organism: Cimex lectularius (bed bug)
Lineage: Eukaryota; Metazoa; Arthropoda; Insecta; Hemiptera; Cimicidae
Exons: 3
Coding region: 379-849 (156 amino acids)
Source: RefSeq, a predicted model, not a curated record
UAAUAUAUAUAUUUUCUAUAAUAUAUUUUACUUUCAAAAUAAUAUUUUUACUGAUAUCCUUUCUUCUUAAAAGAGCUUUAAUGCUUAUAAUUAAUUUAGUUUUUGGUACUUCUUCAGUUCCAACAUUCCAAAGGGAAUUGGACAUAAUCCCAAUAAGUAGGUAUGUUGCAUUUUUUCAGACAAGGAAUUCAGAAAUUAACAACUCAUAUUUAGUUUGUAGCCAUUUGUAAAUAGAAAUUGACAACAAAACGUUUAAGAAAGAUAAAAAUUUAUUUUUCCAGAACAUUGUUUUUAUUGAGGAAAAAAUUCAGCUGUCAAAUUUUAAAAUAAAUCAUUUCUUAUUGAAACAAAAUUUAUUUGUAAGUUAAAUUUUGGGCCAUGGGUGAGAAAGGUAAUAAAGCUCCUUUUCUGGCCGAUUUUUUUACUUUACAACAAAAGGAAGAUGCUUUCAUUGAAAUUUGGAAGAGAAUAACAAAAGAAGACAUUGACUUUGAAGCUCUGUCCAAAGAAGAGGAGAUAACAUAUUACAACAACCCAAACAAGACAGCUUUACGACAAGAAUAUGACAUUAGAUUUCACUUUGACUUGGAUUUUGACCCAAGGACUAAACGGUGUGAUCGCCACAAUUUAAAUAUUGUCCGAAAUAAUAUUUAUAAAGAGGAAAUGAACAGAAUUUUUCCAGUAGUUGUAUCUCACACAUAUGGCCAUCGUAAGACUAACUUGGAAGGAACAGCACUCAUUUCUCAUAAAAAGAAAAGGAUAAUUCAGGACCUGAGUAGUCGUAACCAACUCAAUCUGAAACCAACUAAAAAAAACCCUCCUAUUCAAGGAUAUCCACAACUAUCUUGAACUUUAUUUUAAAAACAUAUUUAUAUAUACAUAAAUAUUUAAUACAA